UGGUGAUGUAUUGGUUUUUACAAAAUCAAACGGAGCUCUACGUUCAAUGGUUGGAAUGCUUGAUGUUUCUUAAUCCAGAAAAGCUCCAAUAGUUAGCUUUGGCCAGUUAUGAUGUCAACUCAAAUCUUGACCCUGCAAAGUGCUCUUUCUUACAACAUGUCUAUAGCCCUGACGGAGGAACUUAAGGACUUGCUAGGCACUCAAAAUGGCAAAUUGAAUUAAAAUAUGUUAGGAAAGACUCUGGUGCCAAUUUAUCCAUGCCAUGGUUUGUGUCCAGAAUUUAAACUCGCCUCCACCUACCAAGGUGUGAUUCCUGGGAGUGGUUGGGGUGUAGGGGGCUAGCACUGGCUGUGGCUGCAGGCCUCUGGCAACUGGGUGCUUAGUGUAAUUUUUGGUAAUUAAUUUCAACGUUAUCUUUAUCAUCUGGUAAAUCUUUUUCCCCCCCUUACACAUGUCAACGAUGAAAAACGGAAAUGCAUCGAAAUUUCUAUCUUUCUAGUAAAUCUUGAAGUACAUUGGAGCAUAGAUGCAUCUGUCCACUCUAAAGUGCUUCAUAUGUGCAUCCUUAGAUCUUGGCAAUGCGCCAUCCGAGAAGACUCGUUUUGGCAGGUUGUUUGGCGGCUUUGAUUGUAAUGACUGUUCUAUCUGUUCUCGUUGGUUGGGCUACUCCCAAUUUGAUUUCUCAGAAAUGGGCACAUCAUGUCACAACGUUGUUGUUCUUUGGGUUUGGCUUCUGGUCUUUGUGGGAUGGAUUCCAUGAUGGAGGAGACGCUGAAGAAUUAAAUGAAGUUGAAGCGAAACUGGAUGCCGACAUAAAGAAGGCCAAUGCAGGAGCAAAUAAGGGGAGUGACAAGGUUGAUGAUGAUGUGAAGAAGCAGAGAAGACCAUUUCUCUCACAGUUCUUCUCUCCAAUAUUAUUGAAGGCAUUUUCUCUCACAUUUUUUGGCGAAUGGGGUGACAAGAGCCAGCUAGCAACCAUUGGUUUGGCUGCAGAUGAGAAUCCAUUUGGUGUAGUUCUUGGUGGAAUACUUGGACAAGCAUUAUGCACUACUGCAGCUGUCAUUGGAGGAAGGAGCUUAGCAGCUCAGAUAUCUGAAAAACUUGUUGCCCUCUCAGGUGGAGUUCUGUUCAUCAUUUUUGGGAUUCAGUCUUUCCUUUCUUCUGUAGAACCGUGAUGCAUGCUUCCCAGUGAUCAGACCAUGACAGCUCUGGGACCUUGAUAUUGGUAGGAAUGUCCCUUUUGAAGCUUUGAUUACUCACAGUGAGUAGACAACAUUGAUAUUAUCCAUUAAAAUGUCAUGCAGAAGGCUAAUCAUAAAGGCAAGGCUUGGCAUAACCUCUAGUCCUCUUGUGCAUGAACAAAAUUGGCUCUUUUGUUGUAACCUACAUAGAGGAACCAUUGAGAAGAGGAUCAUCCGUCGUCCCUCUCUCUCACACCUGUGUGUGCAGUACAAGUACACAGCAUUCCUAACAACGCUAGACUGUUGUACUGUUAUUAUGUUUGGAGUGCAGAUUUAGUUUUUAACAAAUCUAUUCACUUGCUACUAUUUUUCAA
Molecule: messenger RNA, 1555 nt
Organism: Eucalyptus grandis
Lineage: Eukaryota; Viridiplantae; Streptophyta; Magnoliopsida; Myrtales; Myrtaceae
Product: GDT1-like protein 4
Exons: 12
Coding region: 579-1175 (198 amino acids)
Biological process (GO): manganese ion transmembrane transport; calcium ion transmembrane transport; Golgi calcium ion homeostasis
Cellular component (GO): Golgi apparatus
Molecular function (GO): manganese ion transmembrane transporter activity; calcium ion transmembrane transporter activity
Source: RefSeq, a predicted model, not a curated record